Molecule: messenger RNA, 750 nt
Organism: Fusarium mangiferae
Lineage: Eukaryota; Fungi; Ascomycota; Sordariomycetes; Hypocreales; Nectriaceae
Exons: 2
Coding region: 1-750 (249 amino acids)
Cellular component (GO): cytoplasm; mitochondrion; membrane
Source: RefSeq, a predicted model, not a curated record
AUGACAAUACUCAUCCUCCGUCCCGCAUUCAAACAUCCUCUCCGCCACAUCCAACGGCGCUUCCAAUCCUCACCCCCUAAAAAAGACCCCGUUCCCGUACCCGCCACCGUCGCCCCCCUGCCGUUAUGGCAGCGCCUCGGCCCUUUGACAACAGCUGUGCAGGCUUAUGCGCGUGCGCAGAAUAAGAGUCCGUAUAAGACGCAGGUUGCUACUGCGGUGGUGAUUUACAUCGCGGGGGAUUUGAGUGCGCAGUAUGUUAGUGGCAAUGAGUAUGAUCCUGUGAGGACGUUGAGGAAUGCGGUUAUUGGGUGUGUUGCUGCUAUACCGAAUUAUAAGUGGUUCAUGUUUCUUUCACAUAACUUCAACUACUCCUCCCGUCUUCUCUCCCUCGCCACAAAAGUAACCGUUGGCCAAGCCGUCUUCACCCCAAUAUUCAACACAUACUUCUUCGGCGCCCAAGCCCUGCUCUCCGGGUGUGACAUCCCCGGCACAAUCGAGCGUGUCAAAGACACAGUACCAACCAGCAUCAUUAAUUCCUGCAAAUUAUGGCCCAUGGUCACGGCAUUUAGUUUUUCGUUUUUGUCGAUUGGGUGGCGGCCUUUGUUCCAUGGUGUUGUGGCGGUUGGGUGGCAGACGUAUCUGAGCUUCUUGAAUAGGAUGGCUGAGGUUAAGGAGAGGGAGAGGCAUGCUAGGGAGGGCAAGAUGGAGGUUGGAGAGAGGGUUGGGUAUGCUGUUGCUGAGGCUGCCUAA